Messenger RNA from Dichomitus squalens LYAD-421 SS1, 903 nucleotides. RefSeq lists its product as uncharacterized. Gene Ontology annotation, biological process: mRNA splicing, via spliceosome. Bases 1 to 903 code for a protein of 300 amino acids. The record is from RefSeq and is a predicted model, not a curated record. Gene Ontology annotation, cellular component: spliceosomal complex. The transcript is spliced from 7 exons. NCBI's taxonomy places the organism in Eukaryota, Fungi, Basidiomycota, Agaricomycetes, Polyporales, Polyporaceae.
AUGUCCUCAGAUCCCGUCCCCGUCUUCAAGAAACGUGCUCGUCCACCCCCCCGCACACGACAGCUGUUGUCUCAUGAUGAGGAUGAUACCCCUGCUGCUGAGGCUCCUGAAAAACAGGUGCAGGAUGAGGAGAAGCUAGAUAUCGCAGAUUUGAUUGAGCUGCGCAAACUCAGGAAAGCAAGGGAGGGUAUUGACGCUGCUAAGCUCACGAAGGGUGACGUGAAGAAGAAACGCAAGCGGCCUAAGGAGGCUGAGGAGGAAGCGUACGGACUCAGACCAGGUGCCUCGACCCAAGAUAAGGAGGACGAUGAGGAUGUCGAAGACACCGAAGCCAAAGCACGGAGGGUCGUACGCACAAACAACUUCACCCAGCAAACCAAUGCGCUUGAUGUCGACAAACACAUGAUGGCGUAUAUUGAAGAGAACAUGAAGCUACGUCGGGGUGCGAAAGACGACGACAAGAAGGAUGAAGGCCCAGCGGAUCCCUACGCUGAGUUGUUCCGCCUUACGAAGGCUGCACAGAAGAAGGAGGAGGAAGGGAACGUUACGAACAGUCUUGCCAUGCUGACUGCGAUACCGGAGGUUGAUCUAGGCAUGGAUACACGACUCAAGAAUAUCGAGGAGACGGAAAAGGCCAAACGCCAGAUAUCCGAACUGCGUAAAGAGCGGUCAAAGAAAGCGGACGACGAAGCCCAUCUCGCGGCAGCCCGUUUCUAUCGUCCCAACCUCAAAGCGAAGUCGGAUGCGGAUAUCAUGCGUGAUGCUAAGCUCGAGGCGAUGGGCCUUCGUCCCGACGAUCACGAGUAUCGUCGACCAUCGGAUAGGGCACAGAUGGCGACGGACGAGAUCCUGACGCACUUGCAUCAGGUGAUGGAGAGGUUCAAGAAGAGGAUGCGUAAAUGA